AUGGCUCUGGGGCCUAUUUCCAAAGCAAACUUCAAUUCCAGUACUAUCUAUUCCUCCACAUUCUAUCUUACUGGAAUUCCCGGUUAUGAGACUAUACACCACUGGAUCUCCAUCCCCUUCUGCAUCCUCUACUUUAUUGGAAUAGUGGGUAACUGCACCAUCCUUCAUGCUAUUCGGACUGACCCAAGCCUCCAUGAACCCAUGUACUAUUUCUUGGCUAUGUUGUCCUUUGCAGACAUGGGCAUGUCCCUCCCCACACUUAUAUCUGUCCUCCAAGUCUUGUGGUCCAUUUCUAGGAAGAUUGAAUUCAACACCUGUGUAAUACAGAUGUUUUUCAUCCAUUCCUUCUCUUUUGCAGAAUCAGGAGUGCUCCUUGCAAUGGCCUUUGAUCGCUAUAUAGCUAUUUGUCAUCCAUUAAGAUACGCCACUAUUCUUACCCCACAACGCAUUGCUAAAAUUGGAAUAUUUGCCUUUCUUAGGAGCUCCCUCCCUGUCAUUCCAUUGAUGAUCCGGCUGACAUACUUUCCAUUUUGCCGAUCCCAUGUCCUCUCUCAUUCUUACUGCCUGCAUCAGGAUAUAAUACGCCUAGUUUGUGCAGACACCAAAUUCAAUUUUAUUUAUGGGCUAGUUCUGGUUACUCUAUUCUGGGGAUGUGAUUCACUGGGCAUCUUGGUGUCUUACAUCUUCAUUCUUCACUCGGUAUUGAACAUUGCAUCCUGGGAAGAGAGACUCAAAGCUCUGAACACAUGUGCCUCUCACAUCUGUGCUGUUCUCAUCCUUUAUAUCCCCAUGAUUGGUCUUUCCAUUGUUCACCGCUUUGCCAAGAAUGCCUCUCCCCUUGUGCAUGUUCUUAUGGCUCACAUCUAUUUGCUAGUGCCCCCAGUUCUCAACCCUAUCAUCUAUAGUGUGAAAAACAAGAAAAUUCGUAGAGGGAUCAUCCGUGUGAUUACCCCUAAGAGAAUCAACUCCACACUGAACUAA
Molecule: messenger RNA, 981 nt
Organism: Antechinus flavipes (yellow-footed antechinus)
Lineage: Eukaryota; Metazoa; Chordata; Mammalia; Dasyuromorphia; Dasyuridae
Product: olfactory receptor 51G2-like
Exons: 1
Coding region: 1-981 (326 amino acids)
Biological process (GO): G protein-coupled receptor signaling pathway
Cellular component (GO): membrane
Molecular function (GO): olfactory receptor activity; G protein-coupled receptor activity
Source: RefSeq, a predicted model, not a curated record